AUUGUUUCAAUUGUUUACUCCAAUUUGCUGGCCUUAGGCUUGAGUUGAGUUGAGUUCAGUGUAAGUCUCGAUUGUCAGCGUAGUGAGUAGUAGCCAACCUUACUGAUAAAUGCCACUCCUUUUGACUUCUCUCUUCACACUCCCCUUGGCCAGCCACAAAAGAAAUGCAAGUUCAAGCAACAACUAGAGCAGAUAGCGUCCAGAUGUCGAAGCGAAACAGCAACAAUAAUACAAUCUAUGAUGAGCUGGACAAGGAGAACCAGAAUCAGUGCUGUCAGCCGGGUGUUGUUCCAGCCUCCAACUCGACUAGCAAGUGUCGUCGCGAUUUGCGAGCUGCAUUUACCAAACAAUUCAAUUCGAUAUCAGUUUAUUGUCCCAGUCCCAGUCCCCGUCCCGAAAUCUUGUCCUCACCUCCCGUCUCCGAUGUUGCUGACUUGGCACAGUGUUUACCAGGUGGGGGGCAUUUUUAUUCGUCUGCUGCUGGAUCAUUGGGUCGCUGCUGUCAGCCGCAGAUUUGUUCGGUGCUCCUUCAUGCUCUCCACUCGCCGCACCACAAUAUGCUUAAUUAUGGAGAUGCCGGCAUAACACGUUCCAACACGGCCACAUCCAGCAUAGUUAGCACCACCAAUGAUUCGUCAUCGCCACGUCGUCGUCCCCUCCACUUGGCCAAUGGACAGUCGAUGAAUCCGAUUCCAACUCGGACUCCUACUUCGACUUCCUCACUUCUGCUGCCUUACCGCACACUGUCGCACUUUGGAUUCAAUUCACCGCGACUCCCAGUGCCCACCGAGCACAAGCAUCUGCCGGGUGGCGCCGAGUGCAUUCGCUAUCGUCCCAGCGUGCAGCGUGCCCUCAGCUAUGAGGAGAUCUUUGCGACGCCGCGCUAUGAGCACCUUUGUCAUUAUUGCUUUGAGCAGCUGCUGCGACUCAAGCCUGAACUGCGGCGCCGCAGUGCCGAGGAUGAGCCCGAGGAUCUGAUCAGUUGCAGCAGCUCAGUUCCCUCCCUUAAACUGAAUGGAAAGGAGGAGGAGGAGGCAGAGAAGGAGGAAGAGGAGGAGGAGGCAGAGAAGGAGGACGAGCGCACCUUGACCAACUCGGUUCUUUGCAAUGUGAGCACCCAAACGACCCGAUCCUUGCCCGUUGCCAACUUUCUUAAUCAAAUCGAAGGUCUCAACUACGCGGAGGAGUCCACCAAUGGCAACUAUGUGCCGGGACACCAAGCCGUAACUAGUUACUUUAGUUUAUCUGAUUUCGAGACGCCAACGAGUCCUGGGGCCAGUGCGACCAGUGCGCAACCAAUGAAAACACCGCAACUACCGCGACCGGAUUCGGAUAGAUACCGGACGGACAUUACAGAGGUGUGGAACUUUGGCAACUGGCAGGAGCAGGCACAGCAGCAACCGAAUCCGCUUGUUGAGCGAUGCAUUACGCUCGAGAUUACCCAAUUACAAUUUGCAGAGCAGAGCGUUGAACCAGAUGCCAACAACUCUCUGCAGCUGCAGGAGCAGAGGCAGGGCGAGAUGAACAUGGCGGUGGAGGAGGAACGUCAGUUAAUGUCGCGCGAUGAGCGUCAACGCCGCAAGUUAGAGUUCGAAGAGCUCUGGCAGGAUCAUGUGCACUACUUUGGUGCCAAGGAGCAAAUGGAACAGGAGGCGCCAGCAACUGUGAAGCAUACGGUGACAAUGUCGCUGGAUGCGCAGGAGGCGCAUGCUCUAAGGAUCUACGAUUGUCGACGACAACCAGAGCAGGAGGAAGAUGCUCAAAUGCAGCAAGCAGUGGAUGAUAAAAUGGUCCAAGCCUUCGCGGAGUUACAGAAAAUGUUGAAAAAGUUUGAGCUGAGUCUGAGCGUUGUGGGUGAGACUCUUGAGCAACUGGUGGCCACCACAAAAAUCCUACAAACGGCCGAGAAUAAAAAGAGCGUAGAGGAGUCGUUCGCAUUGGAUGCAUCUGUGGAGGAGAACGGUUCAUUGUUUCGCGCCAUCGACUUGGAGAAUAUACCCGAUGCUGAUGAUGCCGCAUCCGUUUCGGAGCCACAACGCUUUAAUCUGAGCGAAUUUAGUAACGAUGAGGAGGAGAAUGGCGAACCGCAAGCAGAGAUCGAUCACGAGGAGAAGCGCGACGAUGAGAAGCCAGUGACGCCUCUGCCCAAUGCAAAUAAACUCAAAGAUGCUGUUGAAGCCAGUCCCAGUGAUGAAAAGGACAUCGAUGAGCAUGAAAUGAACGUUGACGAGGAUGCCCGAGAGGGACUCGAAGAGACCCAGACCGCCGAAUGUAGCUCGCAUUUCUCUCCCCUCGAACGCGAGAUCCUCGAGUCCAUCGAGGCCGACAAGCUCAAGGAGCGCGAAUCGAUCUUUGGCAAAAUCGAUCAGAGCAUACGCAACAAGCUGCCGCCAAGCGCACUUCAGAGCAUUGUCUGCGAUGUCGAGGAGACUUUUGUGACAUGCACGCACAUUGUGAAGACUCCCGGAUCAGUCCGGAUACCGCAUCUAUUUCAGUUCGGCAGCGAUCCGCAUCCAAGCGCUCGCUCCAGAAUGGAUACAGACGCAACCUCGAUCCCCUCGUCGGCACACACUCGUCUCAUUACUCGCCACAAGUCGCGUAUGUCGCGCUCUCUGGACAGCAGUCCAGAUGAUUCCCAAUUAGAGAGCGCCAUUUCCUCGUCCACAUUUGUUGUGAGCGGCGGUUGUCCGCGCAAGAAGCGCAACUUUAUUAAAGAGAACAUACGCAAUGCCAGCAAGCCGCGUUCCUCCAUCUCAAAAUCGACGUUUAGCUCACGCAAGAAGCGAUCUGUGCAAAUUCAGAUGCAGAUGGAGACGGACAACAACAACGCCACCAGCGAUGACUCCUCCGUGUGCACAUUCCAUGCGGAGCAGCGCAGCAGCAGCGCUCGUCUGUGGGUCUCGAUGCCAACGACGCCACGUUCCUUCGCCGGACAAAAUCGCGGAUCAGCGAUCAGUCCAAGUCGUUCACCCCAAACUCCCUGCUCUUCCUUUGCCAAACGGUUCAAACCAAUGGGCGGCAUGGUGCACCCACCCAAAUUGCGUCGGGGCUUACGCUCUGCACUGAAUCGGACGACUUCGAGUAGCACUUUCUUCACGGAUGUCGCCGCAUCGCCACAGUUGAUGCAACGAACCUAUUCCAGCAACACUUUUAACUUGAAUUUUUUGCCGGAGGAGCAGUUGAAGGAAUCCCAAGGUGCUCAGUCAAUGGAUGUAAGCGACAGCGAACAGUCAAUGGAACAGCAAAUGGAUCUGUAUAUGUCGGAUGAUGAGAAUGAAGCUAAUGAAGCUGCUGAUCAUCAGUUGUUGCAAGCUGAGGCUUACUCCGGCAAUACCUAUGAACCAAACAGGACCGAAACUACUGGUGAUAUGGAGACAAAUUCCAAUGAUAUGCUUGAUGCGAAGCGAUCACAGAAUGGGAUCUCAUCAGCAGACGACGAGCAAGUGGUGAAUGGAAACAAGGCUGGUGCAGAAACUCCUAAUGGACAGUCCGCCGCAAGUGUUGAGUCAUCUGAACAAAUGGAUACUCAAGAAGUCAACGAAUCAGAUUUGAAAAUGCCAACUGAAGAAUUUGAAUACGAUGAAGAAGAGUUGGGGGAGGAGGAGGAAGCGGUGGCCAGUCUCUUAGAUGUCCACUCAUCUGCCUAUCCGCUGAGCUCGGUGCGUGGCACCUUCAAUCUCGACACUCAGAAGAAUAAAUGGGCUUAUCAACUGUAUUACGACAGCGCCGACAGUUCAUCGGAUGGGGACGGUUCACCCAAAAUAUGCAGAAAAUAUCCCAAGACUAAAGGCAUCAUUGAGGUUAACAAUGAGGAUGCGAAUGAGGUUGCGGAUGCGGAUGAGGAGGAUGACAAGCCAAGCACAUCGAUGGCGGCAGCUAAAAUACAGAAGAGGCGUAAAAACGAUGAUAAGGAAGACGCAAAAGACAGUUACGACAAGGAUAGCGAAACGAUUGAAUUGACAACACUGUGUACGCUGACCAGUGGCACUCUGCACAUCACCGACGAAUCCUUGGACAAGGAGAUACCCGUGCCUCGCUGUGAAAUAUCGACUCGACACUGUCCGAUUAUCGACGACGAUGACUGGACCAUACCCGAUGGGGAAAUCGAAAUGGAAAUGGUGCCAUUCAACGUUGAUGAUUUCAUAACACCCGAAAUGGUUGAAAUGUUUGCCGAGGCAAUGCAAGAAGAGGAUGAAUGGCUGCGUAAUUACGAUGAAACGGCGCCGCCGAACUUAAUUUACGAAAGCGAGUUCGACGGGACACAACCCUUCAUUGUGGAGAUUUUUAAUGAAGUAAACCAAGCAUGGGCAAUCAGCAACCAGCAAGUUGAGAUUGAAGGAGACGCCACAGAUAUGCGUCCAUCAGCUGUUGCUCUUGCACCCCAAGACGGAGACGAGCAGCAGUCUUCCACAUGAAUCUAAAUAGCAACUACUUUUCACAUACGAUUUUCGACAAGUUUUCAAAACAAAGUGACGCUUUUACAUUUUAUUUUCAAACUUUUUCAAUGAAUUUUAAAAUAAUUUAUAUUUUAUUUUUUAUUUUUUGCCAAUUCCACUUUGCCAAGUCAGCACAUUUCAAGUCGUUUACUACAAGUUUCCCUUUAUCUUAUUACAUUACACAACACUUAUUUUUGUAAUCUUUAUAAUCAGCAUGUUUUCCAAUUGCACUCAUACACAUUUAUUUUCGCAUAUACUAACAACAUAUAUUUGAAUAGAUUUAGCUU
Molecule: messenger RNA, 4723 nt
Organism: Drosophila grimshawi
Lineage: Eukaryota; Metazoa; Arthropoda; Insecta; Diptera; Drosophilidae
Exons: 1
Coding region: 165-4415 (1416 amino acids)
Source: RefSeq, a predicted model, not a curated record